AUGCCUGAAGCGGUCGCAACAUCCACCCCUUGCCUUGGACCGUACAGCCCGGCUGUGAAGACCGGGAACCUUGUCUUCGUGUCAGGGCAGCUCGGCAUAAAGGACGGCGAGCUUGCCGACGGUGUUCAGGCCCAGACACGCCUCUGCCUCGAGAAUCUGAAGGGCGUUCUCGAGGCUGCCGGCACAACCAUGAAGAACGUCGUCAAGUGCCAAGUGUACUUGAAGAACAUGGAUGACUUCGCCAAGGUCAACGAGGUCUACGCCGAGUUCUUCACCGAGUCAAAACCUGCGCGGAUCUGCGUUGAGGUGGCCCGCCUUCCCAAGGACGCUUUAGUGGAAAUCGACGCGAUAGCCGAACAGUGA
This is a messenger RNA of Giardia duodenalis, 363 nucleotides long. Its product is annotated as Translation initiation inhibitor. Gene Ontology annotation, cellular component: cytosol; mitochondrion. The coding region runs from base 1 to 363 and encodes 120 amino acids. The transcript has a single exon. The record is from RefSeq and is a predicted model, not a curated record. Gene Ontology annotation, molecular function: deaminase activity. Lineage: Eukaryota; Fornicata; Diplomonadida; Hexamitidae.